Messenger RNA from Papaver somniferum (opium poppy), 4294 nucleotides. RefSeq lists its product as uncharacterized. The record is from RefSeq and is a predicted model, not a curated record. The coding region runs from base 264 to 3575 and encodes 1103 amino acids. Lineage: Eukaryota; Viridiplantae; Streptophyta; Magnoliopsida; Ranunculales; Papaveraceae. The transcript has 10 exons.
AAAAUCUCCUUCUUAUUAAAAAAAAAAAAAAGAAAAUAAAAAGAUAUUCCGAAAGCAUUUUGGCUACGGCCACACCAGUCGACAAUUCCCACAAGCCCUAGCACGUAUUACAUACUAUUACUAGUUACCAAUUACAAACAUUACUUUGUUUCGGCGCGAUUUGAAAUUUCUUCUAAAGUCAAUCGAAAGGCGGUUUCCAAAGAUGCCAAAACUUGUCUACAAAAACCCUAAUCGCCAUUGCAAAACCUUCUCGUAGGUUUUCAAUGGCGAUUUUAGAAGAUGUGAAUUCAUGUUCAGAAGAUGAAAGAGAUGAAGGUCUGGACGAAGAUAUUGAAGCUUUAAGGGCAGCUUGUUUGCUAACAGGGAAUACCCCAGAUGAGGAGGAAAUCGAAGAAGAUGUUCAUAAUGACACCACCGAAAUUUCAAUUCCCUCAGACAAGAAUGAUAAUCCUAAUCCUAUUCAUGACGAUGACGAUGAUUUUGAAUUGGUCCGCAGCAUUAAAAAGAAGUUUUCAAUUCCUCCUGAUGAUGGAGGUGCGGUUUUCAUGAAACCACUCAAUUCUUUACCUCCCUUUGUUGCAUCAGAUGGUGAAAACGAUGAUUUUGAAACUCUUCGAGUGGUUAGAAGGAGAUUCUGUGAUUACGAUGCUGACCUCGAGAACCCCGAUGCUCCUCGUGAACCGCUUUCGAGCUCUGAAGAAGCUUGUAAUAUAUACCAGCCCUCGGAAAUUCCUUGCAGCAGUACGCAGAAUCAGUCUUCCAAACUUAUCAAGUGGCACCAGUCGGAAGCCGGAUUCCCUAACCCUGAAGCUGCACGCCUAUUUGUUGAGGCCUUAAGGAAGAACCGAUCAUGUCAAAAAUUUAUUAGGAGUAAGCUGUUACAAAUAGAGGCGAAGAUUGAGGAAAACAAAAAGUUGAAGGAACGCGUAAAAAUCCUCAAGGAUUUCCAGGUUGCAUGCAAACAAAGAGCUGGACGAGCAGUGUCCCUUCGGAAGGAUCCCCGUAUUCAGUUAAUUUCUGUUCCGAAAUUCAGAAAUUCUCAGACAACAAAGGCGAAUUCCAAGAAGGCAGGUGCCAUAUCUUUUGGCCCAGUUGAGAAUUCUCAUGUUGCCAAAUACAGGAUGGCGAUGAAGCGGUUUCCACUCUGUCUGAGUAGACCGCGUUGGACACAGACCGAGAAAGAUAAUCUCUGGAAGGGGAUAAAACAACAAUUUCAAGAGAUGCUGCUUCAGGAGUCAAUAGAAGGUUUUAGUGCUUCAGGUGAUUCAAAUGAUCUGGACGACAUCAUGGCAUCAAUUGAGGACUUUGAAGUCACACCUGAAAAUGUUAGAACCUUUUUGCCCAAGGUUGAUUGGGAGCGGUUGGCAUCAACGUAUGUUACAGGCCGUUCAGGUGCAGAAUGUGAACAAAGAUGGUUGAACGUGGAAGAUCCUCUAAUUAAUCAUAGUCCAUGGACCAAAAAUGAGGAUAAAAAGCUUUUGUAUAUUCUUCAGCAAGGUGGCAUUUAUAACUGGAUUAACAUUUCGAUUACGUUGGGUACCAACAGGACUCCUUUUCAGUGUUUGGCCCGUUUUCAGCGUAGUCUCAAUGCCAAUAUUAUAAAGCGAGACUGGACAGAAGAAGACGAUGGUCAGCUUCGUACAGCUGUAGAAGCUUUUGGUGCAAAUAAUUGGCAGCUGAUAGCUUUUAAUAUGGAAGGGCGGACAGGCACUCAAUGUUCAAACAGAUGGCUUAAAACCUUGAACCCUGCUAGGAAAAGGGUUGGGAGGUGGACUGUGGAGGAGGACAAACGCUUGAAAGUUGCUGUAUUGCUUUUCGGUGGCAAAACCUGGGCAAAAAUAGCUCAAUUCAUCCCUGGUCGGACUCAAGCUCAAUGUAGAGAAAGAUGGGUGAAUUGUCUAGAUCCAUCGUUGAAUCUGAAGCCGUGGACUGAAGAAGAGGACUGUCAGUUGAAAGCUGCUGUAGAAGAAUAUGGACACUGCUGGUCCAAGGUUGCAGCAUCCAUGCCUGGGCGUACUGAUAGCAAAUGCUUGAGGAGGUGGAAGUUUUUGUUUCCUCAUGAAGUACCUUUGAUCCAAGCCGCUAAAAAAAUAAAAAGAUCUGCUCUUAUAUCCAACUUUGUAGAUCGUGAGUCUGAGAGACCCACCCUUGAUCACAAUGACUUUGUAGCUCUACCAGGACCAGAAUCUGUCCUUGCACUCGAAAGUGGAACAACUGCUGGGAAGGAAAAGAAGUCAAGACGGGAGCCAAAAUUAAAGGCGGCCAAAGAUCUUGUACCUUGUGACAACAUUCCAAAGAGGCGCAGCUCCAAAAGGUCUAGAAGUGAAGCUCAGAUGUGUCGCGGGGGGGAUUCAAGGAUACAAAUUGCUGAUGAUGGGGAGACCUGCGGUGAAGAUGGUAUCAUUUCACAAAAGAAGAAAAGCACAAUCCGCAGGUGUUCAAAGAAGAAUCAUUGUGAAAGCACAGAUCUAGGUAAUAAUCAGUUAAUACCUGAAGAUUCAACCACUUCAAUGAUAACUGAAAGUGAGGAUAAAAUCGAGGAUGGUACUGUUUUGGGGAGGAAGAGAAAGGCACCUUACGGACGUUUAAAGAAGAAUCAUUCUAUAAACAUAGAUUCAGGCAAUGUUUCAUUACUACCCGAAGAGUCUACUACUUUAAGGAUAACUGAUGGUGAUGAUAACACGGCAAACUGUGGCGAGGAUGAUGCUGGUUCUAGAAAGAAGAAGAGGAUGCCUAACAAGCGUUUAAAGAAUAAUCAAUGUACAAAUGCAGAUUCAGGUGAUAUUCCACUAUUACCUGAAGACUUAACUGUUGGUGACGAUAACACUGCAAACUGUCGCGAGGAUGGUACUGGUUCGAGAAAGAAGAAGAAGACGCCUAACAAGCGUUUAAAGAAUAAUCAAUCUACAAAUGCAGAUUCAGGUGAUAUUCCACUAUUACCUGAAUACGUAACUGUUGGUGUCGAUAACACUGCAAACUGUGGCGAGGAUGAUAGUUUUUUGGGAAGGAAGAAGGAGGCACCUAGCAGACGUUUAAGGAAAAUUCAAUGUACUGACUCAGCUUCAGGUGACCAAGAUAUUUCAUUUUUGACUGAAGAUUUGACAGUUUUAAGAAUAGGCAACGGAGAUGUUAGUAUUGAGAAGAGUGGUGCCAUUUCUGGAAUGAAGAAAAGGGUCUCUAAGAGGAAUCCUAAGUACAUUCAAAGCGCUAAUACAAUUUCAGGCAGCAAAGAUGUUCCUGAAAAACUGGCAAUUUUGAAGGUAACAAAGAGGGAGAAGAGCAGUGUGAACCAGGGUGAGGUUGGUGUUGCUCCAGGAAACGAGAAGAGUGCAUCUAAUAAGCGUUUAAAAAGGAGUCGGAGUACUGAGCAUGACAGUUCCUUAAUGGAUGGAGAUUUGACAAUUGCAAGUAUAGCUGAUGCUAUUUCAAGGAAAAAGAAAAGAUCCAUUAACAAACGUUUAAAGACAAAUAACUGUAUUCAACCAGCUUCAGCGAAUAUUGACAACUCGUUAUGUCCUGAAGAUACAGCAAUAAGGAUAAAUGACAGCGAGGAUAAUUACAAUAAUAAGGUCUAAUAAGGUCGUUGAUGAUGAUGGGAAUGUUGUGCUAACAAAAGAUUUUACUGAGAGAGAGAUGCCAAAUUCUUAGUGUGUGCGCGCCUAUUAAUUAAUCAGUCCAGAAGCGCCAGGAACUCUCAGUACCUCCAUGUUAUAACUUCUUUGCGGUGGUGAUUCUGGUGAAGAAACUCAGAUUAUUGGUGUUGCAGCCCCUUGGAAGUUACUAAAUCCUUCAUAGUAUUGUCUUGAACAUCUAACACUAACCAAUGGAGGAUAUUGUGUACAUGUAUAGCGGUUCUCGACGAGGUAAAGAUACUUGGAUCUAUUGUACCACUCAUUUUUGGUCAGCAGAUUACUCGACUUCGAGAAGUAAAUUUUCUUUGGAUUUACGAAGUGACUGAAGCUGCAUCACCAAUGGUGAAGGUGUUGAGUCUUAGGCUUGGUACUCAAGACAAGUGGUCCUGGAUGAUAUUUUUUCCGAAGAAGUUGACAACAAACAGGUUUAGCAUUGGUUGGAUUUCUUUGUUAACUUAGAAGUCCUAAAGUUUCACAAUUUUUUCAGUUCUAAUGAGGCAAAUUAGUUGCCAUGUUUUUGGUCGAGAGAGAUAGAGAGAGAGAGAGAGAGACCUUUUGCAUAAAAAUACAUCUUGCGGUGUGAUGCAAAGGUCUGUAUCAAAAAUGUGUACUUAUAGUGUAUCUCUAUACAAUUUUAACUUGUCCAAUAUUGUAGAAAUUCG